Messenger RNA from Lipotes vexillifer (Yangtze River dolphin), 2652 nucleotides. It is a transcript of the gene OSBPL5, whose product is annotated as oxysterol binding protein like 5. The transcript is spliced from 21 exons. Bases 16 to 2652 code for a protein of 878 amino acids. Gene Ontology annotation, molecular function: cholesterol binding. Lineage: Eukaryota; Metazoa; Chordata; Mammalia; Artiodactyla; Lipotidae. Gene Ontology annotation, cellular component: cytosol; membrane; cortical endoplasmic reticulum. The record is from RefSeq and is a predicted model, not a curated record.
CCCAGCGCCCACGCCAUGAAGGAGGAGGCCUUUCUGCGACGACGCUUCUCACUGUGUCCGCCCUCCUCCACCCCUCAGAAAGUCGACCCCCGGAAACUCAGCCGCAACCUGCUCUUGGGUGGAGAGAAUGAGCUCGACCCUCUGGGUCCAGGGAAGGACAUGGAGCCCAACAGCCCAUCGCCGCCCAGGGAUGAAGGGCCCCCGACCCCAGGCUCUGCCACGAAAGUGCCACCGGCGGAAUACAGGCUGUGCAAUGGGUCCGACAGGGAAUGUGUGUCCCUGACAGCCAAGGUCACCAAGAAGGAAGCUCUCAAGGCACAGAAGGAGAGCUACCGCCAGGAGAAGAAACGUGCCACCAAGCAGCUGCUCAGCGCCUUGACGGACCCCAGCGUAGUCAUCAUGGCCGACAGCCUGAAGAUCCGCGGGACCCUGAAAAGUUGGACCAAACUGUGGUGCGUGCUGAAGCCAGGGGUGCUGCUCAUCUACAAGACGCCCAAGGUGGGCCAGUGGGUGGGCACGGUCCUGCUGCACUGCUGCGAGCUCAUUGAGAGGCCCUCUAAGAAGGACGGCUUCUGCUUCAAGCUGUUCCACCCACUGGACCAGUCCGUCUGGGCCGUGAAGGGCCCCAAAGGUGAGAGCGUGGGCUCCAUCACACAGCCCCUCCCCAGCAGCUACCUGAUCUUCAGGGCCGCCUCUGAGUCAGACGGCCGCUGCUGGUUGGACGCCCUGGAGCUGGCACUGCGCUGCUCCAGCCUCCUGCGACUCAGCACAUGCAGGCAGGGCCGCGACGGGGAGCCCGGGUCCUCGCCAGACGCAUCACCCUCCUCGCUCUGCGGGCUGCCCCCCUCGGCAGCCGUCCACGACCAGGACCUGUUCCCACUGAACGGGUCCUCCCUGGAGAACGACGCUUUCUCAGACAAGUCAGAGAGAGAGAAUGCUGAGGACUCAGAUAAGGAGACCCAGGACCGCAGGCGGAAGGCCGAGAGCGGGAGUGAGCAGUUGGAGGCCCCGGGGCGCCCCGCGCACAGAGGGACCACGUACGUGGUACAGGAACAGGAGGACCUGGGGGAGCUGGGCGAGGCAUCGCAGGUAGAGACGGUGUCUGACGAGCACAAGAGUCUGAUGUGGGUCCUGCUUAAGCAGCUACGGCCGGGCAUGGACCUGUCCCGCGUGGUGCUGCCCACCUUCGUCCUGGAGCCCCGCUCCUUCCUCAACAAGCUCUCCGACUACUACUACCACGCCGACCUGCUCUCCAGGGCUGCACUGGAGGAGGACGCCUACAGCCGGAUCAAGCUCGUGCUGCAGUGGUACCUGUCCGGCUUCUACAAGAAGCCCAAGGGGAUCAAGAAGCCCUACAACCCCAUUCUGGGGGAGACCUUCCGCUGCUGCUGGUUCCACCCCCAGAACCACAGCCACACCUUCUACAUAGCUGAGCAGGUGUCCCACCACCCACCCGUGUCCGCCUUCCACGUCAGCAACCGAAAGGACGGCUUCUGCAUCAGUGGCAGCAUCACAGCCAAGUCCCGGUUCUACGGGAACUCACUGUCAGCUCUGCUGGACGGCAAGGCCACCCUCACCUUCCUGAACCGGGUGGAGAAUUACACCCUUACCAUGCCCUACGCCCACUGCAAAGGCAUUCUCUACGGCACCAUGACCAUGGAGCUGGGCGGCAGAGUGACCGUCGAGUGUGAGAAGAACAACUUCCAGGCUGAGCUGGAAUUCAAGCUCAAGCCCUUCUUCGGGGGCAGCACGAGCAUCAACCAGAUCUCCGGGAAGAUCACAUCGGGCGAAGAGGUCCUGGCGCGGCUCACGGGACACUGGGACAGGGAAGUGUUCAUCAAGGAGGAGGGCAGAGGAGGCGCCGAGCUCUUCUGGAACCCGAGCGAGGAGGUCCGCGGGCAGCGGCUGAAGCGGCACACGGUGCCUUUGGAGGAGCAGACAGAGCUGGAGUCGGAGAGGCUCUGGCAGCACGUCACCAGGGCCAUCAGCGAGGGUGACCAGCACAAAGCCACACAGGAGAAGUUUGCCCUGGAGGAGGCACAACGGCAUCAGGCCCGAGAGCGCCAGCAGAACCUGGUGCCCUGGACGCCGCAGCUGUUCCACCUGGACCCCACCACCCAGGAGUGGCGCUACCGAUACGAGGACCACAGCCCCUGGGACCCCCUGAAGGACAUUGCCCAGUUUGAGCAAGACGGGGUCCUGCACACCCUGCAGCGGGAGACCAUGGCCCACCAGACCACCUUCCUGGGCAGCCCAGGGCCCAGGCACCAGGGGUCUGGCCCCGACCGGCGGCUCCGCAAGGCCAGCGACCAGCCGUCUGGCCACAGCCAGGCCACCGAGAGCAGCGGCUCCACGCCCGAGUCCUGCCCAGAGCUCUCUGACGAGGAGGAGGACCGUGACUUCGCUCCCGGCUGCGAGAGCCCGUGCCCUCGGUGUGGGAAGGAGGCGUGGCGGCUGCAGUUGCUGCACGAGGGGAUCCUGUCCAUCCGGGAGGCCCAGCAGGAGCUACAUAGGCAUCUCUCGGCCGUGCUGAGCUCCACGGCACAGGCCAGGCAGGCACCGGCCCCGGGCCUCUUGCACAGUCCCCGCUCGUGGUUUCUUCUCUGCAUGUUCCUGGCGUGUCAGCUGCUCAUUAACUACAUCCUCAAAUAA